AAUACCGCUUCCCAUCUACUCAACCGCCAAGCCCAUCUCUUCUCUUCUUCAUCAUCUCAAAAGCCCUAGCAAACCCUAGAUUCGAUUUCGCUGAAGAAAAGAUGCCUUCGAUUCCAGAAGAGCCUCUCCUCGCCCCUAAUCCGGACCGGUUCUGUAUGUUCCCGAUUGAGUACCCGCAAAUAUGGGAGAUGUAUAAGAAAGCCGUCGCGUCUUUCUGGACAGCGGAGGAGGUCGAUCUCUCUCAGGAUCUCCGUCAGUGGGAAGCCCUAACCUCCGACGAGAAGCACUUUAUUAAGCACGUACUUGCCUUUUUUGCCGCCUCCGACGGCAUCGUUUUGGAGAAUCUCGCCGGACGGUUCAUGAAGGAGGUCCAGAUUGCGGAGGCGCGUGCGUUUUAUGGAUUCCAGAUCGCCAUCGAGAAUAUCCACUCUGAGAUGUACAGUCUUCUGUUGGAGACUUACAUCAAGGAUUCCGAAGAGAAGGAUAGGUUGUUCCACGCGAUUGAUACUGUGCCCUGUGUGGAGAAGAAGGCUAAGUGGGCUCUCCGUUGGAUUGAUGGCUCGGAAUCAUUCGCUGAGCGUUUGUUGGCCUUUGCUUGUGUUGAGGGGAUCUUCUUCUCUGGGAGUUUUUGUGCUAUAUUCUGGCUGAAAAAGCGCGGUUUGAUGCCGGGGUUGUCCUUCUCGAAUGAGUUGAUCUCGCGAGAUGAGGGCUUGCACUGCGAUUUUGCGUGCAUGCUCUAUGGGCUGCUGAGGAGGAAGUUGAGCGAGGAGCGCGUGAAGUCACUUGUGGUUGAAGCUGUUGAUAUUGAGAGGGAAUUCGUGUGUGACGCGCUUCCCUGUGCUUUGGUGGGGAUGAAUGGGGAUCUGAUGAGCCAAUACAUAGAAUUUGUGGCUGAUAGAUUGCUAGGUGCAUUGGGAUGCAGUAAAGUGUACAAUGUCCAGAAUCCGUUUGAUUGGAUGGAGCUGAUCAGCUUACAGGGGAAGACCAAUUUCUUUGAGAAGAGAGUUGGAGAAUAUCAGAAGGCAGCUGUCAUGUCUAGCCUGAACGGUAAUGGAGACACCCAUGUGUUCAAGUUGGAUGAAGACUUCUAAUUUAGAUAGUUUAAUUAUUUGUUUUCUCUUACCUUUUUUUCGUAAGUCAACUAAAAGCACAAAAAAUGGUUCGUAUAUUGUCUAGUAUCUGUAACGUUUUUCAUUUAUUUCUAUAAAGUAUAAUUUUCAUAUGAAA
Messenger RNA from Ipomoea triloba (trilobed morning glory), 1227 nucleotides. Its product is annotated as ribonucleoside-diphosphate reductase small chain. The transcript has a single exon. The record is from RefSeq and is a predicted model, not a curated record. Gene Ontology annotation, molecular function: oxidoreductase activity. Gene Ontology annotation, biological process: deoxyribonucleotide biosynthetic process. Bases 102 to 1091 code for a protein of 329 amino acids. Lineage: Eukaryota; Viridiplantae; Streptophyta; Magnoliopsida; Solanales; Convolvulaceae.